AUGCCAACACCAAUCCUCCUCCUCAAAACAAAAUCCUCUCCCAAUGACGGCUACGAAGACUUCUUCACAGCAAAUAACUACACCCCAACCUUCGUCCCCGUCCUCGAACACCGCUUCCAAACCACAAACCUAACCCACGUCCGCAACCUCUUCACCAGCGGUGCCUUCGACACAACCGAAAAUGACCAAUCCAAGAAAUACGGCGGUCUGAUCUUCACCAGCCAGCGCGCCGUAGAAGGUUUCGCACAGAUGAUAGAGGAUAACCAAGAUACCACCUUCAACACCCCAAAUCUCGUCCUCUACACCGUCGGCCCAGCAACAGCAAGAACCCUAACAACCCUCCGCGACAAACACCUCCCAUCAGCAACAAUCCACGGCGCAGACACAGGAACCGGGGAGAAUCUAGCCCAUUUCAUGCUAGAGCAUUACAAUACUCUCUAUUCCAAGGCCGAAUGGAAUCAGAAGGAGAAACCAUCUCUUCUUUUCCUCGUCGGCGAAACCCGCAGGGAUAUCAUUCCGCGCACACUGAUGGAUCCGUCUCUGGGGACCAGACGGAUAAACGUUGAGGAGGUUGUCGUGUACGAGACUGGUGUUAUGGGGUCUUUUGAGGGGGAUUUUGGAGACGUUAUACGCCAGACGCAGACACAGACCGAGAAGGAAGAUGGGGAGGUUUGGGUGGUUGUUUUUUCGCCGACGGGGUGUGAGGCUAUGUUGCGGGUUCUCGGGUUGGGGCCGUUUGCGGGAGAUGGGGAGAAGGAGGGGAAAGAGAAGGUGUUUGUGGCUACUAUUGGACCUACGACGAGGGAUUAUUUGAAGGAGACGUUUGGGUUUGAGGCGCAUGUUUGUGCGCCGGUGCCGAGUCCUGAGGGGGUGUUGGAGGGGAUUGAGAGGUUUAGGGCUGGAUGCUGA
Molecule: messenger RNA, 909 nt
Organism: Penicillium bovifimosum
Lineage: Eukaryota; Fungi; Ascomycota; Eurotiomycetes; Eurotiales; Aspergillaceae
Product: uroporphyrinogen-III synthase HEM4
Exons: 2
Coding region: 1-909 (302 amino acids)
Biological process (GO): uroporphyrinogen III biosynthetic process
Molecular function (GO): uroporphyrinogen-III synthase activity
Source: RefSeq, a predicted model, not a curated record